Messenger RNA from Naegleria lovaniensis, 3234 nucleotides. RefSeq lists its product as uncharacterized. The record is from RefSeq and is a predicted model, not a curated record. The transcript has 10 exons. The coding region runs from base 1 to 3234 and encodes 1077 amino acids. Lineage: Eukaryota; Heterolobosea; Eutetramitea; Acrasida; Naegleriidae.
AUGUCUUCAUCAUAUGUUUAUAUACUAGAUCGAUCUGGUGCCGAUGGUCAACCUGGUGCCAAUGGAACCAAUGGUGUUGCUGGUCAAGGAGGAAGAAAUGGACUUAAUGGGAUGAAUGGAGGAAGGGAAGAAUCUCGAAUGGAUGGGUUUAAUGGUCAAGAUGGUCAACCAGGAACGAAUGGUUUGAGAGGAACUGAUGCAAGCAAUGGUCAAUCUGGACAAAACGGAGGAAAUGGAAAUUUAAUUAAGGUCAAGCUGAUUGGAGAUUCGAAUCAAAAAAUUCUCGUUCAGGUCAAUAAUGCUCAAGAUCGAUACAUUUCCAUUCCGGAUAAUACUCAAAAAGCAAUUUUAUUAAAAGGUAACGGCGGAAAUGGAGGUCAGGGAGGAAAUGGUGGUAAUGGUGGGCCAGGUGGAGCAGGAGGUUCAGGUGGCUGGGGAGGAGUUGGAGGUCCUGGACAAAAUGCUUCACAAUGGAGUAUAGGAGGUAAUGGUGGUGCAGGUGGUAAUGGUGGAAAAGGAGGGGAUGGAGGUAAUGGAGGAGCUGCUGGCCAUGGAGGAAUGGGUGGUGACGGUGGUGAUGGAUCCAAUAUUGAAGUAGAAACCUAUAACCCUGGAUUGUUAAAAUUUGUCACGUGGGAAUGUCGGGCUGGUAUGUCAGGAAAAGGAGGAAGUGGAGGUCAAGGCGGUCAGGGAGGAGCUGCUGGUAAUGGAGGGCCUGGAGGAGCAGGCGGACCUGGAGGAGCUCAAUUCAUGUUCUCUGAUCAAAAUGGUAUGCUGUAUUGCAAUCAAGGAGGUUUUCCUGGAAGAAUGGGAACGCAUGGAGAGCCUGGAGCACCUGGUUUGAAAGGUGUCGAUGGAACAGACGCGAGAGAUGGUCGGGACGGAAGACCAGGUCAAGUCAUUUUCAAAGUUCUCGAUCAAUAUGGUAAUGCCAUGGAAGUAUCAGAUAACCUGUAUGACCUACAGGUCGAUUCAUUCGCCAUCAUACCUUGUGGAGUGCACACGGAAAAUUUCCAAGUGAAUGAAGAUGAUGGAAUUAUAGAACCUGGAGAAACCAUAUACAUUUGUGACAUUCAGGUACAAAAUGUAGGUGGAAUGACCCUUCCAGAAAACACACUUCUUAGUGCUCCAACGACCAUGCCUUCGAGUCGAGAAAAUUUUCAUCCUUUUAUUGCAGCUAAAGGUGUCGAAAAUUUCACAACUCUUCCCACCAUUCCAAAAGGUGGAAUUUUUAAAGUACCCUCCUAUUUGAAGGGUUAUGUUGCAGCAGCGACACCUCCUGAAUUUGUCAAGUACAAUUAUUUGAUUGGAUAUGAAAAUCCGCCACCUCCUCGUUUCAAGAAGGAAAUGAAAAUUGAGACCCUUGGAAGCAUUUUCAAUUCGCCUUUUGAGAAAUCAAAAUGUUCAAGCGUAUUUACAGUACAGUACCCCAUUCAGAUUGAGACGAUUGUAGGUCCUUCACAUCUUGGGAAAAAUAAUGAAAGAGCCACUGUGACCAUUCGAUUUUCAAACAUUUCUAAUUUGGAUUAUGGUGCCUCUGUGGAUGCACACAAAAAACUCUCCCUGUCCAUUUAUUUUGAUAACAAGUUCAUGAUUUUGAAUGAGAGGAACGUUUUAGAACGAGACAAUAUGCAAUACGUUCAUGAACACAUUGACCUAAUUCAAGCCAAAAGAAGUUACGAAAGACAUUUUCAAUUGUCAAUUCAACCAUCUGCAGAAUAUUUUGAAAGACUUCGAAUUUCGGCUCAUCUCUUGUUGAGAGACCAAACCAUUGAAAUUUCUGAACAUUUAAUUCGUGUCUCUCCAUCCUAUGAGCCAUGUACCAAUACUGUUGAAAAUCCUCAUGAUCUCUUGUUCAUCACAGAUAGACACUUGUCAAGAAUCGAAUAUUUGCGAUACAUGAGACUCUUCGAUGGUUGUGGUCUUCGUGUCAAUUAUUGGGAUAUUGAGCGAUAUAAUGGUAUUUCUAUCGAUGCCAAUACUGGAACAAGACAUGAAUUUUCAUGGACAGACAAGAGCAUGUAUCAAGGAAAAACUAUAAUAUUUCCACUUUCAGAUGAGAGAAGUAUCCACUUGUUGAAUCCCAAAGAUAUAUUUUCAGUGUUGAGAAAUUUGGACGAAAACAACACUAAAAAUACGAGAGGUGGAAUUUUGUUACUUGGAAAUUUAUCGUGUGAACAGAUUAGAGACUUUUUAUUCGCAUCCAGCGAUUCUAUUCAUUUGCCAGAACAGUUAUUGAGUGAAAGAUUUUUCACACACAAGGCCACGUUUGAAGAUUUACAAAAAAUUUGCAACAAAUUCAUGCAUGAAUUAGAAGAGGAGCAUCCAUCCAAGAUUUACAAAUUGCAUGACGUCAAGUUUGAACCUACAAAAACUGGAAUUGGAAAAUAUUUACUGGGAUCAGCGCAGUACUCUGUUCUUCCUAGCAGUGCUUGUGACAAUUUAUACAGCAUUCAAGUCGAAGAUAAUUCCUCUGCUCAUUUUUUAAGUAAGGACAAUAUCUCUUGGACUGAAACUAAUUUUCCAAUGCAGUCGCAUGUUGCAACAACCUUAAUAGGAAUGAUAUUCUCGUUAUCACCCCAGAGGAGAGUGGAGUUAUUGGCUACUCCAAACUUGAAAUGCAAGAGUGAGCAAUGGAAUAUUGUCAAAGAGUAUCAAGAACGCGAAAAGAAACUGUUAGUUACAAAGCGUCAAGAAUAUUCCAUCUAUGACAUUAUUUCCUUGUCUUUCUAUUAUGACAUGCAUCAUGAUGUCACCUAUAAGGACAUUGCAACAAGUAUUAUUGCUCCUUUGAUUAUGGAGACAUUUGAAAAGCGUUUGGGAGCAUUCAAAGGAAUGACACCAUUUGAAAAAGUCAAAGUGUCACAAUGCAUGUGGUAUGCGUUCAAACAUAUCAAACAUGAUUUCAAAUGGACAGCUAUUUUCUCUUCCAUGAAACAUAAGAAGAAACAAUUCAAAGUAUUGUGCUCUCAAUUAGAGGAUUUACUAUUCAAAAACAUUUUAACGGAGAAGCAAGACAAAAAGAUUGUAAAAAAGCAUGUGAAAAUGCUUCUUUGCUCGACUCAGUAUUUAAUCAAGCUCAACAAUUUGAAAAGACCGCUACUCACUCCAAGACAAGAAGACAUGGAAGAAGAUCACAAGGAGGCAAAAUCUAAAAAUGGUUUUGCUCCCACUAGCGACAUGCACUCAUCUUUUGUGGCACAAAACAACUCUGGUGGCCAUCAUUUGGUUUAG